AUGACCGUUCUCAACUGGUGCCUCUUGGCGCUGGAAUAUUCGCUGAAAGAGGAGAACGACCGAAGCACGCAAGCACUGAUUCGUUGUGCAUGCGCAUAUGCGAACAGUAGAUUCGUCCGAGCCCUGCUCUACAUUCAUGAGCGCAUUGGUGCAGGUUAUUCAUUUUAA
This is a messenger RNA of Gongylonema pulchrum, 168 nucleotides long. The record is from the annotation of a GenBank genome assembly. Lineage: Eukaryota; Metazoa; Nematoda; Chromadorea; Rhabditida; Gongylonematidae.